This is a messenger RNA of Physcomitrium patens, 1400 nucleotides long. RefSeq lists its product as uncharacterized. The record is from RefSeq and is a predicted model, not a curated record. NCBI's taxonomy places the organism in Eukaryota, Viridiplantae, Streptophyta, Bryopsida, Funariales, Funariaceae.
CCGAAACCCUAAUUUUCUCACUCACUCAUUCCCGCCCGUUCUCCACCCCGUCAGGCCCGCAUCUCUCUGCUCAGGGCUUGCAUCUCGCGCUGCCUUCCUUCCGCGUGCCUUCGUUGUGCACAGGCAGGAUCGUCUCACGCGACGUGACUGCCGAGUGCUUUACACUCACAUUGUAGUUCCAUUACUGUCGCGUUGGAGUUUGCCGAGCUGAGCAGUCCGUCGAGGAUGUGGAUGCUGGUUUUUCCUCAAUCCGGGCUUCGCACUCUCUCGGAGCUGCUCUAGGUUGUGGCGUUCCGUCUAGGAUUCUUGUCUGGCAGCGUCUAGGUCCAGCUAGUUGAACUAGCACAAUGAGCGAGCUCCCGAGUUCAAGUAAUGGAGGCGAAGGCCGUGUUGUGGCAAGAAUUUCCGUGAAAGACCGCCUGGGUCCUCUUCCAUCGUCGUUCAAGCGCCGGGAUAGAAGCGCCGAAAGGCCCAAUUACAGACGAGGACGAAAAUCCUCAAAAUUUGCGAAAGCAACACCUACUGAUAUGUCCGACGGUUCCAAACCUGCGGAGAAGAGAAUACCCGUGCGGGAUCGAUUAGGUCCUCUCCCUGCAGAAGACCAAUCUUUCGAUACGAAGAAAUAUCAAGUGCAUCUGAUUAACCGUCAGGAUAAGGUUUGGAAACUCCAUCCGGACAAGGAUGGGCUAUCACAGCAACCCGAGAGCAAGGAGGUGGAACCGAAUCUGACUAGCCUGGCAUCACAGGAUUUCAAGUCAGUAAAAGCCCCUUUUCCCUUAGCUUCUCUUCCUCCUUCUCAACCGUUCAAUGUCGAGCAACAUCGAAAAGCUUGGACAUGGGUGAGACCAUCAAGCAAUGCUACUUCGAUGGACGUCGACCAAUCCUCAUGAACAGAUUGACUCAAUGCAGUAGCUCCUGACUUUGUACUAUGCCUUCUAGUAUCACGAGAGAUUCAGUUAUGACGGCAUUUGUCCUUCCUUUUUUCUUCUGGGAGAUUCUCUACGCAGCCUUUUCCCGUCAUGUACAGGAUGAUACUUGGAAUAUUUAUCAUGGAAUAGGAUGAACAUAGUCUAACUUGUUUUGUUACCAUUUGUACCACGCUUGACAGUGCAUAGAAUUUUUACCCGAGGUAUUUAUUCUACAGGAAGCUUAUGGCAAUGGAGUCAACAGUAUUUGGAAUCCUUUUUGUUUUGAGGGAUUUCUUAGGUUUCCAUAAGAUAUCAAAAAAUGUGGAGUUUGGCAGAGUCUGUUCACUGAGAAUGAGUAACACUAUUUUGUGACUGAGGAUGCGCAGGUGUGGUGGUGAUGUUGACAGAGAGAAGCUAAAUGCCGUGUGCAAGUUUGAGAGGGCAUGUUGUGACUCAAUCUUUCGUCAAUGAAACAUGCCCUAUUCCAAUGGA